AGACUCGACCUAUUCCAGAGGUCGCGGAAUGCCACGCAGGCCAACGACUCUUCCAACUACGUGAAUUUACAUUCUGGUCACGAUGCCGCUCACCGCGGAAAGAAGAAGGGACUACUUUCUGGCGAUGACCCUGUCGGUCUUAACAACAUGCGUUUUCGGAGUCCACGCCAAUCCGAAGAUCGCCACAUCAACUGCUUGUCAAAAUGUGACAGGUGUCAAUUAUCCCGCCGCCUGCCCAAGAUCGAACGACCCCGACUCGUUUACCCGAUGUUGCGAAACGAACGGAAAACCAAGCUGUUGUCCACCUCUGCAACGGGGAAUUCACUUCAAGUCGACUUGCGGUCCCGAUUUUCAAGCCCAUGGCAUCCCAUAUUGCCCGAUGCCAAACGAACCUGCUGAAAAUAACACUUGCUGUAGCCUGACAACAUUUCCGUUAGGUAUCAAAACAACUGUUUAUUAUUGCUGCCACACAGACGACGGUGGAUUGGAAACUAUCGCCAUCAUCAUCGUAUCUGUUGUGGUCGUCGUGAGUGUUCUCGCCAUUCUCGGUUGUGCUUUCUGUGCCUACCGCUUCAUACGCGCGCGGAAGAAUGCCGCGCAGACGGGCUACGCAGUUGUAGAAUGAUCACACAGGACCCCGCUACAAGACAUUGCAAGCUCCCGUCAUAUCAUGCCUCUUCUUCACUAAUUGAUCGAACAGCACGGAUCGCUGGAAAAUAGUACUCUCAGAAAUCAAUGCGCGAUCUCACUGCACAUUAUAGGGCUGCUAUUUGCGCCAUCAGAAUGUAGUUCCUCUGAUUUCUGCCGAACAUUCCGAUGAACUUUGAGCCUGAUAUGUUCACCGGCGUCGAUUGGGGGUCCAAUUAACCCGCUAAGCCCUGAAACGUGGUGGACGCGUGAAAUCAAAGACAAAGACGACCCCAAAAACUUCUGACCCCGCAAACCCUGAAUGAUUAUGGAAUGACCUGUCAAAGAUUCUAUGGAUUCAGUUUAUGCCCUGCUUCAUCGAGGUCUCCCUGCCUGCAAUGUGAGGUUCAGGUGAGACAUUUGGUGGAUCGUUGGCAAAAGCUUUAGCAGUUGAGAGACCACUGUGUGAAAACCCAUCAGCUUUAAGACUUAUCGCAAAAGCAUGACUGUCUCUAGAUAAAGUAAUUGAUCCGAAUAAUUUAAGAUGAAUAAACUAGAAUGUUUUUCAUAUGUUAUCGAUGACAAACAGCUAAAAAAUUGAA
Molecule: messenger RNA, 1229 nt
Organism: Lineus longissimus
Lineage: Eukaryota; Metazoa; Nemertea; Pilidiophora; Heteronemertea; Lineidae
Exons: 4
Coding region: 83-625 (180 amino acids)
Source: RefSeq, a predicted model, not a curated record